AAGUUCUUGUCCAGCUUACCUUUCCUUUGGUUGGUGUCUUGGCUGUUUUCCCCCCACUAUGCAGUGGCUUCAACUUCUUUCAUCCUAAAAGAUUUUGCACAAGGCGAUUUUCGUUUUGUUCGACACAUGCUUCAGGGGCAAUGUUGCAGAUGAGGUUUAAGGUCACUCUCUUGCUCCUUAUAUUGGCGGUCAGGUGUGUUGCACAGGAAGAAACCCAAAAUAAAGGCUGUGUUUGUGGAUACCCUGGAAUACCAGGUGACCCUGGACACAACGGUACACCUGGCAGAGACGGCCGUGAUGGACUUAGAGGUGACAAAGGUGAUCAAGGUGAAGUUGGCCCUGUUGGACCAGCAGGCAGUCACGGCCACAAGGGAGACAAAGGGGAACCUGGUGCAGUUGGACCAGCAGGGCUCAAAGGAAAAAGGGGAGAUAAUGGAGAACGGGGGCCUCCUGGGAAAAUGGGGCCCCAAGGAGUCCAAGGGCCCGUUGGCCUGAAAGGAAAUAAGGGAGAGCUCGGGCUGCCUGGACCCCAAGGACAUAAAGGUGAUUUAGGGCCUGCUGGACCAGAGGGUCCGAAGGGGGAAAUUGGCCUUCAAGGUGACAGGGGUAUUCAGGGACCAUUGGGACCCCCUGGCAGGCCAGGACCUAAAGGGGAUCUUGGUCUUCCAGGUCACAAAGGCAAUAUUGGUUAUCGUGGGGACAGAGGGGUUCGAGGAGAGAGAGGUGAUAAGGGUGAGAAGGGAGAGGCUUUUGUUAUCUCUAAAAGCGCCUUCUCUGUGGGACUCACAGUACAAAGUAAACUCCCAGCAGCCAAUGCACCGAUCCGGUUUGACAAGAUUAUUUACAAUAAACAGAAUCAUUACGAUCCACAAACAGGAAGAUUCACAUGCUCCGCUGCAGGAGCCUAUUUCUUCACCUACCACAUCACGGUCUUCUCCAGAAACGUGAAGGUGGCUCUCGUGAAGAACGGCGCAAAGAUCAUCCACACCACGGAUAACUACCAGAGCAGCGAGGAUCAGGCAGCAGGGGGCGCUGUGCUGCACCUGGACGUGGGGGACAAGGUGUGGCUGCAGGUGGCUGGAGGAGAGCUGUUCAAUGGGCUCUUUGCUGAUGAAGAUGAUGACACUACUUUCUCUGGGUUCUUAAUCUUUGAGGCUUGAAUUUGGCAUGAUUUCUUUAUAACUGCUGGUAUAAAAUAGUGAAAUAUUAAAGGAAAAAUAGAAAUCAGUCAAGACAGAGGCUUGCCUCUAAACUCCACUGCAUUAAUUUCAUUGUGAUUACUUUGCUGAUUAAGAACAUGAAAAACAGCUUCUAAAAUAAAAUUAAUUGUUAUAGAUUAACUGCCCAAGCAUAUCAAGUUAUUCAAGACAGUCAGUAACUCACAGCUAUAAACAAUAAUGCAAACACUCACAGCCUGGGAAAUUGUUCUGCAUUAAAAGUAGGCCUACUUUUCUUUUUGCUGAGAACACUUCUAUACUUUUACUUUGGUAAUAUUUUGAAUGCAGGACCUCUACUUUUACUUGUAAUGGAAUAUUUUACACUGUUGUUUUGCUAUUUGUUCUGGGGUUUGUUUUCAUUGUGUGCAUAAUGUGGAUUAAUCAAUUAAAUUUGUUUUUUCGCAGGAUCUUGAUCACAUGCAAUUCUCCUGAAAUGAAAGCAUCAGCCUGUAAAGAAAAAAAAUUAACGACCUUAAUUAGAUGAAAUUGAGGUGUUGUGCCAUUGUUGUCACAAGCUAAAUUUACCUCAGCUUUUAGAGUCUUUUACCCUGUUGUGUUAAAAUAAAGAACAAAAUUUACUAAGA
Messenger RNA from Micropterus salmoides (largemouth bass), 1801 nucleotides. It is a transcript of the gene c1qtnf9, whose product is annotated as C1q and TNF related 9. The coding region runs from base 141 to 1160 and encodes 339 amino acids. The record is from RefSeq and is a predicted model, not a curated record. The transcript is spliced from 3 exons. Gene Ontology annotation, molecular function: protein binding. NCBI's taxonomy places the organism in Eukaryota, Metazoa, Chordata, Actinopteri, Centrarchiformes, Centrarchidae.